CCGCGCCGUCCUCUCACGCAUGACUCCCUCCCGGGUAUAUCACUUCCUUGUUGCCCACUAUGGCGGUUGUGAGGACUCUGCUUGUGUGGGUGGCUGUGGCAGAGUGUUGGGUACAGCAUACGACAGGUUCCUGUCCAACCGGAAAGUUCGGGGACUCCUGCUUCUACUCCUGUCACUGUGGAGACUCUUGUGACCAGACAACAGGAGUUUGUGGAGGCGGCUGUGAUGCUGGUUGGGUGGGAGGACAUGAAGCUACCUGCCAGAAAGAAAACGUGGCCUACAAUAAACAUGCAACGACUCCUUCUGGACUGUACUACCAUGACCCUCCCUGGUCUGCAGACAAAGCUGUAGAUGGGAACCGGGACCAGGAUGUAUUCAACAACUCCUGUUUCCACUCUGAGUUUAAGGACUCUAAAGCUGUGUGGACAGUGGACCUGGGACAGCCGUACAUGAUACACGACGUCAGGAUAUACAACCGGGCAAGAUAUAUUGCCAGACUCCAAACUGCUGUCCUCUCUCUGCGUAAUUACUCCACACCCGGCGCCACCUGCUACACCUUCCCCUCUGACACAGUCGAAACAAGCAACAGCGUGUACGACGUGACGUGUAACGGCACAGGGAGAUACUUCACCAUCACACACAAAAAACAGACACUUAAUCUGUGUGAAGUGGAAAUCUUUGUCUGCAGUAACGGAACCUUUGGCGAACUUUGCAACCAUUUCUGCCAUUGUUCUGACGGGCCUUGUGGCAGAUUCAGUGGGGUUUGUGCUGGAGACUGUAGACCAGGGUGGCAGGGACAAAACUGUUCUACUGCGUGUGAUAAGGACCAAUAUGGCGUCAACUGUAACGAGACAUGUGGAAACAGGAAAUGUGCUGCUGCUCCGUCGUCAUGUGACCGGCAUACUGGGUCAUGUGAUACUGGGUGUCUUCCUGGGUGGACAGAGGUGGACUGUAAACAGGAAUGUUCCCCUGGGACCUAUGGGCAGAACUGCAGCUUGCUAUGUACUGACAGGAACUGUGCAGGAAACUCGUCAUGUGAUCACGUGACAGGAAAAUGUGUUACUAGAUGUAAAACAGGAUGGAUGGGCAUAGACUGUAUACAGGCUUGUGAACCUCAUCGUUAUGGUCCAAACUGUGAUAAGGCCUGUGCCUCCAGACACUGUGUGGGGAACUCUUCCUGUAACUCAACAGGGGGCUGUGACAGCGGGUGUGAGACAGGGUGGACACUAAACGACUGUACAGCCUGCGACAGUCAACAUUACGGAGAUAAUUGUGUCAAGACCUGUUACUCCAGACACUGUAUAGGGGACUCAUCCUGUAACACAACAGGGCACUGUGACAGCGGAUGUGAGGCAGGGUGGUCACUACCUGACUGUACAGAGGCCAUUGCAUCAACUGGACCUGAUCCCGAUGACUCCAUACCAACAUACGUUGGGGCUGCAGUGGGUGUCAUCCUGGCGGCCCUUGUGCUGGUUCUCAUCAUUUUCAUCAUAAGACGCAGAAGACAAAGGGAAAGGAAACAUUCUAAUGAUGGACUUGUCCAGAGACCUCGAAAGGAGUCUAAGGCACAAUCAGAUGCAGGAAAUGUCUAUAUGAAUGUUGGAUUCGCUGAAGAGAAACAAGCUCAGGUCCAGACGAAGGGAUCGGUUGGAAAACGUCCAAGUGUGGUAACUUUAGAGGAGGAGGACGAUGAUGCACACGCUACAAAACAACAAGGGGAAGCACCGGAAAUCUCUGACAGAAACUACUACAACCUGGAUGAUGCUGGCGUUGGUCAUGUGAUCUCUGUGUCUUCUCUAGAGGCAAAAGUUAAAGAUUUUGAAGAAGUACCACAACUGGUAGAAGGGGAAUUCAAGCGUCUCCCAGAUGGCUUCAUUCAUCCUUACGGGGAAUCACAGAUGCCCCAAAAUAAUGGGAAGAACAGAUUCAAAGGAUAUUAUCCAUAUGACAACAACCGUGUGGUACUGCAGGAUGAUGGUGAUAGCGGAGAUUACAUCAACGCUAGCUACCUGGACGGCUACAAAAGAGUCAGACGUUAUAUAGCCGCACAAGGCCCCUACAACUCUCAAGUGGUGGUCGACUUCUGGAGAAUGAUCUGGAAGGAGGAAUGCAGAACUGUUGUUAUGGUAACUGGUCUCGUUGAGGGAGGCAAGGUCAAGUGUCUUCGGUACUGGCCUGAGAAAGGCACCAAGACGUUUGGAGAUGUUAUGGUGACAAUGGUAUCGGAGACACGACUGUCAAACUACACAAUCACAGAGCUGUCUGUGGAGAGUGAAAAGGAAUGCAAGAAACGGGACGUUCACCACCUCAACUUCACCAGCUGGCCAGACCAUGGUGUGCCGGACACUGCUGCCCUGCUGGACUUCAUGUGGAGGACCGAAGCCAUAUCUGGACAACAAACAGAGCCGAUCGUGGUCCAUUGCAGUGCUGGUAUCGGUCGGACAGGGACGUACAUCGCUAUCGAGAGUCUUGUGGAACAGGCAAAGUCAGAGGGUGUUGUGGACGUCGUUAGCUUCGUCUCCAACAUGAGAGGGCAGAGGAAGAACAUGAUUCAGACAAAGGAGCAGUACCUGUUCGUGUACCAGGCGGUGGCGAGGGCGGUGACAGAGGGUGACACGUCACUGGACGCUGACGUCCUCAGGCAGAUGGAUCUGGAUCACGUGUCUGUCAACUUUGGAAACAGGACUAUACAACAACAUCUGGAGGCGUUGAGGAAUGUACACGAAAGAAACACCGAGGGCGUCAACGUCAGAAGCGUUCACUCUUACACAAAGCGUAAUGGCUUCUUCAUAAUGACGUCACAUCCGGACAAGGAGGAAGUUUGGAAUCAGGUUUACAACAGUGACUCGCACUGCCUGCUCACGUUUGCUGUCGGUGAUCUGAGUUAUCUACCAUCAGUUGAUAGUCCCAUUACAACAGAGAGGCUUGCAGUGAGCAUGCGCAGUUCCACUGCUAUGUCUCAUGACAUUUUGCUGAAUACAAUUGAUAUCAAUAUAAAGGACUGUGACGAUACUACCACCAUACAGCACUAUCACAUCACAGGCAGUGCACGAGACCCGAAUAUCAGCUGGCUGAUUGACAGUUUCCUUACAUGGACUAGUGAUCCACAACGAAGUUCCAGCACUAUCAUCUCUGACUCUGUGACCGACUGUCGUCUCCUGGUACUAUUGCUGAACAUCGCCAGCAGACUGCAGGACGACGGUAGGGUGGACGUCAUCAACAACAUGCGACAACUGUACACAUUUCUUGGAGGCCCGCCAUUCACUGAGGCUGACGUCAUGUUCUGUCUUGAGUCUGCCCAGCGGCGGCUGGUGUCAAGUAAUGUUUACGCCAACUUCUGACAGCUUCCACAACUGCACAACACUUCAUGUGACAUUACCAAUAAAACCAUACAUGCAUGUCUGUGAAGAAAGCAUGUAUGAAAUGUGAACUUUUCAUAUGUUUAAAUGUAUAUCUUUCAUGUACUGCUGGAUGUUACACUGAGAUAUGUUUGUUUCAGUGCUACCCAGUGUAUAACAUCUCUACACAUGCUACCAAAGCACAGUGGAUAUUGUCUGAAUUAUCCUUAUAUUUAUGACUCUAGACCAACUUAAAUAUAUAUUCACCUGCAUAAACUAUCACUAAAUAUUUGCUUGCGAUCAGAGCAAUAGUCACUGACAAGCUGUUGAACUAUCCCCACUUAACGAAACAUACAACAUACUACGAUAAGUUAUUGGAAAGUGGUGAAUGACAUUUGAGACUUCUGUUUCGACACUUCAGAUUAAAACAUGAUCAGCUAUUCAGAAAUGUCUGCAUCUGGAUAUCAGCAAGCACCGUUGUGCAACUUCACGCACAGAAGUGACAGUAUGCAUUGGCGAGUACAGAAGUAUCAAAAGAACAAUAUACGAGUGUACUUGGCGAACUUGCUGCCUAAGAACAUUUGCCUCUUGUAGUUCUUUUGUAAAGAAAAUUGUUUGUUUAUUUGUUGUUUAACGCCGCACUCAGCAAUAUUCCAGCUUUAUGACGGCGGUCUGUAAAUAAUCGAGUCUGGACCAGACAAUCCAGUGAUUGACAUCAUUUGGAUUGAUGACA
This is a messenger RNA of Haliotis rufescens (red abalone), 4071 nucleotides long. Its product is annotated as receptor-type tyrosine-protein phosphatase epsilon-like. Lineage: Eukaryota; Metazoa; Mollusca; Gastropoda; Lepetellida; Haliotidae. Gene Ontology annotation, biological process: protein dephosphorylation. The record is from RefSeq and is a predicted model, not a curated record. The transcript has 27 exons. Gene Ontology annotation, molecular function: protein tyrosine phosphatase activity. Bases 60 to 3341 code for a protein of 1093 amino acids.